This is a messenger RNA of Dermacentor albipictus, 3212 nucleotides long. RefSeq names its product acetylcholinesterase-like. Gene Ontology annotation, molecular function: acetylcholinesterase activity. Gene Ontology annotation, cellular component: plasma membrane. NCBI's taxonomy places the organism in Eukaryota, Metazoa, Arthropoda, Arachnida, Ixodida, Ixodidae. The record is from RefSeq and is a predicted model, not a curated record. Gene Ontology annotation, biological process: acetylcholine catabolic process; choline metabolic process.
CAUCAUCGUCUUCUUCUUCCGGACGUCAUCGUCACAAGUCGAACGCCGUUGUUCUGCCAUGAAGGAGGUCGGGUCUCCCACCGAGGCGUUCGACACCUCAUACGACACGGCUUGGCCAACGCUGUCCGGGUCAGGCAGGAAACGAGGCAAGACAAGCAAGACGAGACACCCGUUCGUAAAGCACCACGACGAAGCUCCCAGCGUGCCCCCGUUUUCGCCAUCUUGGCCGGGGCAGGAGCCUCCACAUGUGACGUCGCCCGAGCAGCCAGCACCUUCGGCCCACACCGACGAACCUGCCAACGAGGCGCCCAAGGAACCUGCGAGCAAAGUGACAGCUGGCGCUGAGACUGCGAAAUCGAGAGAGGAGGAAUGCAGCAUUUCAAGUGCCGUGGCCACAUUUCUUCGAGCCGGGAAAGAUGGCGGAGGACAAGAGGAAUGCGGGAAGCCAACUUCCGGCACCUCUGAGGCAGCACCCGGAAUUGCGGAGCCGCCUAAGAAACUAUCCACGGAGAGUCACGACAAGGCGGAACAGCGCACGUGCAUCUGCGGCCCCAAGACGAAGAUCCUGCUGCUCACGGUGGCCGGCGUGACGCUAGUGAUUAUCGCGACGGCCGUGGUGACCGCGGUGAAGAACAGUUCGCCCCGCGACGAUCCCGUGAUCAGCGGCCACUUCGGCGCGGUGCGCGGUCAGCGGCUCGUGGUCAGCGACCAGGACCACCAGUGGACCGUGCACGCCUUCCUGGGCGUCCCUUUCGCAAAGGCGCCCCGGGGGGAAUUGCGCUUCAAGCCGCCGCAGCCCCUGACCGCGCCGGUGGGGAAAGACCAGCGAGAGGACUCUGUGACCAGGACUCUGGACACCUGGACAAAGCGGCCGCCCUGUCCGCAGCAGGACUUCUACCUGGGCCACCUGGCCGUCAAUACCAGCAACGCCACCGAGGACUGCCUGCACCUGAACAUCUGGGCACCGCCUUCGAGCUGCGGCGCCACCGAAGAACAGGAGGCGUGCCAGCUUCGAACCGUGCUCUUCUUUCUGUACGGGGCGGCCUUCCAGAACGGCGGGAAUAACUUCGAGCUUUACGACGGCCGAUACCUGUCCGCCCUUGGCAACCUGGUCGUGGUCGUGCCGAACUACCGCGUCGGUCCGCUGGGCUUUCUAGGCAGCCGCGUGGGGACGAGUUUUCCCGAAAACUUGGGCCUGCACGACCAGCGGCUGGCGCUCGAAUGGACGCGAGACAACAUCGACUCCUUCGGCGGCAGCGCGUCGCAUCUAGUGCUGGCGGGCCACGACGCCGGCGCGACGUCCCUGGGCUACCACCUGUUCAGCGGAGACACGGCGUUCUGGACGCAGGACGUGGAUCGCUUCAUACUCCAGAGCGGAGGACCCUUCCACAGCUACGAAGGACAGAACGUGGAAGGAGCCCGUCAGCUGAUCGCCAGCCUGCGUUGCCCCGGCGACAUGUCGUCCGAGGUGACGCUCGGCUGCCUCCAGAGAGCGCACGCGGAUGCGAUCGCCCGAAGUCCUAUCGCGCCCAGUUUCGUGCCAGUCUUCGGCAGGGAGCCGCUUCCGAGACCUCAGCCGCUGGAUGCGCGGGACAAGUCUAUCAAGGCGACCGGUCUCAAGGGGAAGCAGUUCCUGCUGGGUCGCGUGGCGUGCGAGGGCGCCUACCCGUGGUUCGUCGAGCAGCGCCACACGGGCGCGGGCGACCCGCAGCAGAUCGCCACCCUGCUACUGGGCCACAAGGAGGUCCGGCGCUGGCAGAACGACUCGGGCGUACAUCGAGGCCGCAUCCUUCUCGAGCGCUGGCAGAACGCCACGGGCAUCAGCCUGAGCCUGGACCCCGGACGCAGAACCUACCAGGAGGCCGUUGGGGACAUCCUGGAAGUGUGCCCGAUGUCCGAGCUCGCCGAGCAGCUGUACGCGUGGCACAACCGGGUGCACGCGUACGAGCUCGGCUACCGGCCCAGUUACUCCAGCUGGCCCAGCGAGACCGCCGCCGUCCACUUCGAAGACAUGGAGCUCGUGUUCGGCAUGCCGCUGAGGCCCGGCGUGGCGUCCAGCGACCUGGACAAAGCCUGGUCGCGCACCAUGAUCCACGUGUGGGCAACGUUCGCGCGAACCGGCCAGCCGCCUGCUGUGCACAAUAUGAGCUGGCCCAGGUACGACUCCACCCUGCAUACCAUAAUGAAGCUGGGUCCCCAAGACGUCACCGAGCAAACCGAAACGAAGCGGACGCGCUGCAACCUUAUGCGAGACACCAGUGUGCCGUAAUGAGCGACUUCACACUCGAGUGUGAAGUCGCUUUCACCCUCUACUACAUGCUCUUCACAUUUUUUUUAAUAUCUGGUCUGCCCUGAAGUCGUACUUGCCUCACAAGCUAGCCACUUAAGUUCUUUAUUGUAUAACGUACGUUUCUUUAAUAUGUAGUCAAUGUUCGGAUGCAAACGAAUUGUCAAAUGAAAUAUACCUAUUGAAAUCAUUCUUUCAACAAAAGGCAUGCAAGUUAUUUACCAUUCAAUAGACACUGCUGCCGACUUCCACUGCUGCAAUGCAACAAUAUUUGUGUCAAAAUUGCGUCAUUGUGCCAUCUGUAGUGCCUCUUCAGUACGUCACAUCGACAUUUGCCGCACUGUCCGAGCCAUCACAGCCUAUACGACAUCUGUACAUAAAUAAUUUUGCGUUUCCUUGUAAUAGCCAACACUUACGCUGUUAACAACUGAUAGAAGUACAUGCGCAGAUUUCAAAAUUCAAGUGUCGAAUCGGGUGCCUACAGUGAUGUGUCGCAUUCUGCACUGUGCACUGAUAUCAGAUGUUUGUUUUACCGAGACCCUUGUGCGGGAAAUGCUUGACCACCUGCGUGGCACUGGCCACUUGCUGAAAUGGUGACACCAAGGUGAAGCCAGACUCUAGUUUGACAUGUUCCUUGUAUUCCUGCCUGCGUUUGCACGUUCACUCUUAUUAGUUUAGUUUGGCACUAGUUUGCACACCAGAUCCACCUUGCAAGUCGUUUUUUACAUGUUAGCAUUAGGUGUGUCAAAGCAGCAAAAAGUGUGUGUUUGAAGCAGACCAAGAGGCAGGCCAUGUGUCGAGUAAGCUCCUGAACAAAGCUUUGCAAUAGGAUGAAUGCGGUUUAAACCAUGGAUCCAGGGUCUCAAAGAGGUGCGGUGCAAUGCCUAACACAUUUCUCUUACAUUUAUUUAUUUUUACAUACUGC